AAAAAAAAACAGUAGUACUGGUUGGCAGUUGCCCUUGCAUUCUAAUUAGUCCUUCCCUCACCAAGAUGGCGGCCUCCUUGGGCAGAUUGUGUGUGACCGGCGUGAGGGGGCUUCUCUGGAGCAGGACCCCGCUAUCUUCCCUGCCCCUGGGGGUCCGCUCACUAUGCAGCCCCCCAGAAGAGUUUGUUGAGGUCUCGCGGUAUAAGGAGCAGCCCUGGGAGUACCUGAACAGUGAAGAAUACUUGGAGCGUUAUGGACAGAGACCCGUCUGGGCAGACUACAGAAGGAACCACAAAGGAUCAAUCCCGCCGCAGAAAACCCGGAAAACCUGCAUUAGAGGAAAUAAAGUUUGCGGGAAUCCCUGCCCUAUCUGCCGGGACCAGAAUCUUGGUGUGGAUUACCGGAACGUGAAGUUACUCCAGCAGUUCCUCUGUCCGCAUACAGGAGCCAUGCAUCACCCCACCAGAACAGGCGUGUGCAUGAAGCAGUACAAGCGCCUGGUGAAGGCCAUAAGUGAAGCCGAGGACCAUGGUCACUUGCCAGUACUGAUCCCGCACAAGGAUAUAACAUUUGGAGACUGCUCCCGAAACUAUGGUGCGGUGGCACAAACUCCUCCUGCCCCACCCGGCCCAUGGUAUUCCUGGUAUGAGUGGCAAGAGCCGUCUGCAACGGAGGUGGCAAAAUUAGAGAAGCUCUAUAAGCCCUACUGGAAGCAGAUGAUGGGGGAGCAGUGAAGAUGCAAAGGGUUUUGUCUUUUUUUUUUUUUUAUGUAUAUUUUCUGUAUUCAACAGUGAAUAAAGUAAGAUGUCUGCUAAUAA
This is a messenger RNA of Hyla sarda, 818 nucleotides long. It is a transcript of the gene MRPS18B, whose product is annotated as mitochondrial ribosomal protein S18B. Bases 66 to 734 code for a protein of 222 amino acids. Gene Ontology annotation, molecular function: structural constituent of ribosome. Gene Ontology annotation, cellular component: mitochondrion; ribosome. The record is from RefSeq and is a predicted model, not a curated record. The transcript is spliced from 7 exons. Lineage: Eukaryota; Metazoa; Chordata; Amphibia; Anura; Hylidae. Gene Ontology annotation, biological process: mitochondrial translation.